AGAGUGUGUGUUAGAUAGUGUAAUAGUCUUCUAUCAGAUUAUCUCACCAUUUCAAAUUUCUUAUCUUGGUGGUUAUCAAUAAAGAGCUUGAAUAGUUACAACGAUGGCGGAAUUUGAUGUAAAUUCAGAAACAAGCGCUAACAAUAGAGAGAAUAAUUCUACGAAUAAACGGAAUACGAACAAUCUCACAGCUGAGGAGAAGAAGUUGAAUCAUAUACGUUCAGAGAAGAAAAGGCGUAACAUGAUUAGAUUGGGAUAUGAGGAGCUCACGAAAGUUGUACCAGAUUUACAAGACAGGGUGGAGAGGAAAUCUAAACGCAGACCGGGUAGGAUUCCUCUACAAGCACAACAAAAGGAGAAAGAAAGUGCUGAACCGGAGUUCGCACCUGGUGGACCAAUAUCUGAGUUAGUUAUUUUAAAUAGUACGGUUGAUUACCUGCGGAAAUUGACAAGUAUGAGAGAUGAAUUGAUAAGUAGAUUACAUCAGCUACAGACUAGCCACCCUCUGCCGUCCCUCGUUGCACCGCCUUCUGCCGAAUCGAUCGUCAAUUCAACAGUCGAACUCGAGCAACCGAUUUGGUUAUCAAAAUGGACUGGACAAGGUGACAUACAGGAGUAAUAUUAUAUAUUUAUUUAUUGUACCUUUUUGUAUUAUUGUAUAUUUAUAUUUUUCUAUGGCGG
This is a messenger RNA of Wallemia mellicola CBS 633.66, 681 nucleotides long. RefSeq lists its product as hypothetical. The coding region runs from base 104 to 619 and encodes 171 amino acids. Lineage: Eukaryota; Fungi; Basidiomycota; Wallemiomycetes; Wallemiales; Wallemiaceae. Gene Ontology annotation, biological process: regulation of transcription by RNA polymerase II. The transcript has 2 exons. Gene Ontology annotation, molecular function: DNA-binding transcription factor activity, RNA polymerase II-specific; RNA polymerase II cis-regulatory region sequence-specific DNA binding; protein dimerization activity. The record is from RefSeq and is a predicted model, not a curated record.